UCAGAAGCAUUGGAAGUCACUUGUGGACAGGAACUCGCCUCGUUCGGACUUACGCUCGUUCUUCCGGUUACAAUCUAAAAAAUCUAAUUUCAAAAGUGAUGAGAAACUCUUCAAGGAGGAUGUGUGAUAUGGUGUGAUGUGCUAACCCUAGUGAAUCCAUAACCAAAAAAUUCUAAGGGUGACCCACAGGACUACUUUGAACAGGAGCGGAUUUGUUUGAAGCGGUUACCGACGGAUUGUGCUGAGACUAAACGUGAAAAAAAGUGUUGGUUCAUUCAUCUCAAGGUGGUUUCUAGUUGAUAUGCUCUGCGCGGAUUUUGAGACUGGUGAAGAGUGUGUGUAAUCAACUUUUCUGGGAUUUUAAUGUCGAAGGAUCCACGCAAGCUUCAUGGACGUUAAGGUCAUUGGGAGAGAACCGGCAUCCACUACAGUGAAUCCAAAGAUCGGUCACUUUCAAACACACAGCAGUGAGGCUCAAACUGAGAUUGCAUCAUCGCUAUUGAUCGAUCAAUCAGAAGAAUCGCAUCCCUGUCCAGCUUGCCCCUCAAUCCUCCCAACAGUUCGGGACUUGACAAACCAUCUGCGAAACCAUAAUUCACCACGAAGUAUCGACUGCAGCAUCGACGAAGAAUUCAGCUGCAGAGUAUGUUACAAAGUACUAAGUUCGGCCAGUUCCCUAGACCGUCACGUUCUCGUGCAUUCCGGUGAGCGGCCCUUCAAAUGUAAACAGUGCGACAUGGCUUUCACCACCAACGGAAACAUGACGAGACACUCGAAAACAGCUCACAAUCAUCUCUCGCCAAACAGCUGCUCGGAUUCUGAGGCCAGCAAUGAUUCAGAAUCGCCCUCCAAAAAAUUCGAGGAGUACAAUAAUAACGAAAUUGCCAAACGCAACUCGCCUGACCUCAUCGACAAAUUAGAGUCUCCCACUUUCAUCAAGAAGAGAAAAUCCCUCGACUACACAGAGGAUCUUAGCUUGCAAAAAAAAUUCAAAACAAACUCAGACAACCAGAACUACAACUGUCAUUCUGAUUUCGAGAAAUGCGAACCCGACAAUUUGUCAUUCAAAAACCACAGGGUUCUGAAUCUUCAUCGAUCAGAGAACAAUUUUAACGAAAAUUCACUCAGGAAUGUGACGAGGACCUUGAGACAUUCGGUUGAAGGGUUUAGAGACCUAACAUUCGUCGACUUCACAUCGACAAAGUACCCUGUCAUUGCGAGGGCGAAAUGUGAAGAGUUUCUCCAUCGACCAACAUCCGGGGACAUGGCGAAGUUCCAGUGUUCGAAGUGCCUCCGGGCUUUCCCUUGUAAGUCAGCAUUGGAGUCUCAUGAACUGGACUGUGGACUUCCGAAUAUUCAAUGGAAGGGUAGUGACGUUCAAUCCAGAAGGGAUGAUUUUUUUGCAGGACUCAAUCUACAAAACAAGGCAGCCAUGACUGAAGCUAAAGAGGGAAAAGACCUCGCUGAUAUACAGAGCAUAAUUAGCCUCACCUCGAGUCCGAUCCUUCACAACUUUUCCAGAUCCGAUGCAAGCACUCCCGACAAUUGCAGUAACAAAGUCAACCAAAAUGUUGGAUCUUCUGGAUCAUCAGGAACCCUUUCUUCAGAAUACCAUGAAGAAGAAACACAAGAUGCUUUUGCAGCCGAAUUCAGAAAAAUGAAGCUCAAGGGCGAGUUUCCUUGUAAACUUUGCAAGGAAAUCUUUCCCAACUUGAGAGCCUUGAAAGGCCACAAUAGAACCCAUUUGGGUGUUGGACCUGGGAUGCCUUAUCCAUGUAACAUCUGUCCUUAUACGAGUACUGACAAGACAACCCUUACGAGGCAUCUGAAGACACACAAUGGUGAUAGACCCUUCGAGUGUGCUGAGUGCGGCUACGCCUUUACGACAAAGGCCAACUGCGAGAGGCACGUGAGGAAUCGACAUGGAAUUCAUGACAAAAAUGAUGUUCAGAAGAUGAUCAUUUAUCACCCAACUGAGGACUCUACGAACGAAAGUUUGGACAGGACAUCAUCGAGAACUGUAAAAGAUGAAGUAAGAAAGGCUCUCGUUUACCCCAAAGAAGAACCGCUUCCACAGAACCAUUACUCUGUUAUGAUGCAACCAGACAUUAGAAUAAAGGAGGAAAGCAAGGUCAUUAAAGAGAUGAGUCCCAUAAGUCAGCUUAACCAAAUUAAUCAGCUGAGCCAACUUAACCAGCUGAGCCACAUAAGCCAAAUUAAUCAAAUAAACCAAAUGAACCAGAUCAACCUUCAGAUGAACCACUACGAGAAAUCCGAGGUUUUUCCCAGGCCAAAAUCAGUUCAGCCUCUCGAGUUGACCUACAGAACUUCCCCCCAACAUCUAAUCAUGAAGUCUGAAAAUUCUAGGAUAGAUGAGGAUCUCGAGUCAAGGUCAUCGGAGGACAGCGUCUCUCUAGUCAGUGAAGCCAAACCGGACAUACACCAAAGAAUACAAGCUAGCCCGAUGAACUUGAAGAAGGUCACGAAUGAUUCCUCCAACGUGACUUCGAGCGACGAUGGGCCCCUGGAUCUCUCGAUGGAUGUUCUUGACCUGAGCAAAAAAUCCAAACAAAAACCAGAAAUAAACGAAAAUUCUGAUGAACAGAAUGAAAACCAAAAGGACUUUUACAACGCUACGAAUCCUCUCUUGCUGACGCGAGCUUUAUUGAAAUCUCGUCAAGUUUCCCCUCCAACUUCUUUGGAAGCUUUGUAUGCCAACGCACAUGCGAACAUGAUCUACAAUAAUUUGGCAUUAGGAUCAGCCGGUGCAGGACUGAUAGCACCUUAUUUCUUCAAUCCACUGUUUGAUCAAGGUUACGCGAUGAAAGAAAGAUUACAAAAGGAACUGGCUAGAGGGCUGCAAACUAGUGGUGGAACUUUGGUCGAACAGCCACUUGAAAAUACAGGAUUUAAUGCCAGCUAUCCUCCAGGAAGAAAUUCCCAACAACUGGAUGAACAGAUGAACUACUCAAACUUGAUGCAGCCAAAAGUCCCAAGCAAGGUGAUAUCAACCAGAGAGAGAAUCAGCGAAUCCCCGUCGCCGAAUUCUGUCAAAAUGGUAAUUAAGAAUGGUGUCCUCAUGAGGAAGCAAAAGCAGAGGAGGUACAGAACUGAGAGACCUUUCACCUGUGAAUAUUGCUCAGCAAAGUUCACACUCAAGACUAAUAUGGAGAGGCAUAUAAAACAACAGCAUAAUGCCUUGUGGCAUCGGAGACCUAGAGGUGGUCAUUCGACAAGAGGUCGACCUCCAGCCAGACCUCAGUCGAGACCUCCAGGGCUGCUUCAAGAUGUAGGCCAGGCUUCUCAGGCCUUCCUAAAUAGAAGCUCUUCCUAUGAAGUUCCAUUGCAGAAAGAGAGUCAGUCUGAUUAUGGAAAACAUUCUAUUUCUGAUCAGGUGAAGUAUGCAAUCCUCGCUCAGCAACUAAAGGGAAACAGGGUAGAAGAAAAUGAAACUGACGAGGAAUUGAUCAUCGAUGAAGAACCUGGUGCAGAGACUCGAGAUCAUACAAAGACGAUGAGCUUGUUAAGGGGGAAGCUCGAAAGUAAUUCAGAUGCUAGAGAACAAAAUGAAGAUGACAUGCAUGCUCUUGAAAAUCCUUUGGAUCUCAAAAGCGAAGCACCAGAACAAAAAGAGGCUCCUUCUGAUGACGAAAACCCCGAAAAAAGAGGAGCUUCCGAAAGUGAGACGAAUUCUAAUGACGCGACUGAGUUGGAAACUCCAGCAAAUGAAGUAACCUUAAAAAAUGAAGACGAGGCUGUGGACCUAGCCAGUGUUCCCAAACUAAUUCACAACGCAUCUCAAAAUUACCACCAAUUCAAAUCUCAGUAUUUAAGUGACGAAGAUGGCGCUGCUCACUCCAACAGUGAUCACUCUGGAAACCAUUCGGGGAGUGAUGAGAAAUCGGAGAACUCUGCUAUUUCGACAUCCUCCAAGAGAAAAAAGAAGAAGAAGAAAAAGAAGGCUUCUGCCUACUCCAUGGCACCUAACAGGGUAGAGUGUAAAUACUGUAAACGAGCAUUCCCCUGGAUUUCUUCAUUAAGGAGGCACAUUCUCACUCACACUGGAGUCAAGCCAUACAGAUGUGAGCAUUGCAUGUUAGAUUUUACGACAAAAUCUAACUGCGAUCGUCACCUGAACCGAAAACACAAGAGCCUUCUUCAGCGAGCAAAUGCUAGAAGCACCAGAAAUUCUUCGUCUCCUGAUGGACAAGACAUCAGGGUGGCGAAUAACAAUAAUUUUUCGACGAGGAACGUUCCAGAGAGACCCUACAAGUGCAAUCAAUGUCCAAGUUCCACUUUCGCGACCUUGGGGAAUCUGAAGAAGCACAGGUCGACAAAACACUCCAGGGAGACGAAUUCUAGGUCUGAAACUUCAUCCAGUGAUCUUCAACAUUCUGACAACUGUCAGAAACAUAACGAUCAGAGUGGAGAUGACGGUGGAUCUUCGAGUUCAGAGAACAUGGAAAAUUCAUCUGCUGGAAUCGAGGUUUCGAAAUCUUGUCAAAACAGUUCCUCUACGAUGAAUGAGAAUCUAAGGUCCUGUAGAACUUCACCAAGGUCUUCACCUGGACCAACAGACACACCCUUCAAGUGUCAUAUUCCAAAUUGCGAUAAUGGGUUCGCUGAUCGCCAGGACUGCUUGGAUCAUAUCAAGAUGAAUCACGAGCGAGACUAUGAAAUCCUAGUUUCGAAGGGUGCUUUGCAGAUGGGGAUUCAUGCUGUUGAGGAACAACCGCCACCGACUCAGCACUCUAGCGAUGGACCCAGGUCCCUUGACUACAAAGAUAGAAAGGUGGUCUGUGCAUUCUGCAUGCGUCGAUUUUGGUCAGCCGAAGAUCUCCGACGUCACGUAAGAACCCACACAGGAGAAAAGCCCUUCUGGUGUGAUAUCUGCGACCGGAGAUUCACCCUAAAACAUAGUAUGCUUCGUCACCGGAAGAAGCACGAAGCAGCGGACUCGACAGUCUACCCUGGAAGCGGCGACGAGGAAAUUUCUCCAACCCACCCUUCUACAAUCACUCCUAGAAGUCAGCAGCAAUCACCAGCUCUAAUUGCAGUGACCUCAGGAAGUUCAAUGAGCCAUGAAAGGAUGUCCUUGCCAACAGUAGCGACUGUAGCUACCGGAGAUGCUGCACCUAGUGGACUAAUGAGGUUCAACCCCUACGAGAAACUGACAACUUUAACUGGGAAACUAUCCCAACAAAGCAACCCUGACGCCGCUGAAACUGGCAAUGACUUAAUUUCAAAUUUACUGGGCAUCAAAGAUCCAGGCAUUGUUGACAAAAUGCUUCUUGCAACUCCUGAUGACGCCGCAAAACUUUUGGGCGUCAAAGGCAACGAGUGAAGAACUCUUACUUUCUUCAGUUUAUUCUGUAAAAUUGCAGGAAUAGGUUCGUAAAGUAUCAGCUCUUUAGAAUUAAAUCUCUAUCAUACUAUCCCUUAAGGAUUAAAACUGUAAAAUAGUAUCUUUUUGAACCCUUAACUCAUCAGCUCUGUCAGGAUUGAAUCUUUAUUCUGUAAUAUAUAUUAGCUUUUUUAAAAUUACUUCUAUCUCGCUGUGUACACGCUCGUGCCUUAGAGAUUCUAUUUAAAUUCAAACACAGUUUUCAGCUGUGGAAAAUCUGUCAGUUGUAUUCCAAGUUGAAUAAUGGCUCUGAUAUUCUUUUUUUGAAAAAAAAAAAAAAAAAACAGGAUAGUGAAGAAUACAUAGCAAUGACUUAAUGUAAAAGUAGCUCUUAUAUGUAAAUAGACAGUGUGGGUGUAUUUACUACAUAAAUGUAUAUUACUAGAUGUAUUAUUAGGUGACUCCCUUUGCUUAGUUUACUACUGAAAGUAGUUUAAACAGUCAAAUUUCCGGUCACAAAUUUCCAAUAGUUUCGAUAGAAUUCGAAAUUUUACACAUUUGCCGACAGGGUUCACCAAAGCAUUUUUUAAGUCCAGAACUAAUUUUUAAAUUUUCUGUUUUCUAAAAAUUCUAAAAAGUUGCAUGCAGUUUGCGAAGUUGAUCAUUGCAAAUUGUAUGAAACAAGCAAAAAAAUAUUAAUACAAAAAUUAGAGAAAAAGAUUAUACAAUUUUUUUUUCAAUUUUGAUGAACCCUAAUAAGUUUUGAAGGCUCAGGUUUUACUGAUGCAUUAGGCUAAACUUAAUUGUGUGUGAGAAUUUAAAUGUAAAUAGAGCAUCGGCGUGUGAAAAAUUAGGUUAAAUGCGGUAGGUUCUUCUCGAAAGUUUCAUAAAACAACGAAUAGUGUAGAAAAAUAAGAAUAUGAAACUUUAACGAAGAAAGAGGAAAGCGAAAGAAAAAUUGUUUGAAGAAAAUCCUUCUUUCUAGAAAGGUUACUACGUCGUCCAAAAAGAAAUUAGGAAUUAGAAAAGACAUAAAGCUGGUUGUUAAGAUAGUCUCGCCAAGGAAGUUAAUAAAUCAUAGAAUUAUAAUCGAAGAAAGGCGAAAGAGUGAAAGAGAGAAAGAAGAUAGAAAGCAAACCAGAGGGCAAAUUAAUUUCUUCUCUGGGAUGUUAUAUUUGAAUCCAAAGAAACUUUUUAACGACAAAUUAAGGAUAGCCAUAUAUAAAUAUAAAUAUUAUAUUUCGGUUUUAUUUAUUAGUGUAUAAAUAGUCUUCGUGUCUUUUCAUGAAAGCAACGACUGCAAUUUAAGGUGCGUUUCUAACAAAGGUGAUCAGCACUAUUAUUUGUAAUUUAUUCUUAUUGAACCCAAAACGAGAAUUCAGUCAUAAAAAAUACGCUCUGCUAGGAUUAAGCCAUAGAAGUGUCUUUAAUUUAUCUUCUCGUAACGGGGCUCUUCAUUUCAAGAAAAAAAGCGUUUAAAAUGCUUUUAAAAAACUAUAUACUAAAUUAAAUAGAAUCGAAACUGAUCUUUUUUAGUAAAUAAGAGGCUGAAGGGCCCUAAAAUUACUGAUUGUCAGAUUAACUCUUUGGGACAGGCCACUAAUUGAAAAUUAAUUUUAAAAGAGGAGGAAAGUGUGCAAUAUAAAGGGGGUUUAGUUUUUUGAAAUCUGAUUCCGCGUUUAUCAAUAUUUGAUAUUUGACUAUUGUCCCAAAGGGUUGGUAAAAUCUUUUAUAAAAUUUUCGAAAUCGUGAAAUAAAAUGUAAUUCUCUCUUAAAAUUUAAAUAUAGUGAGCGUGAGGAUAUAGAGCAAUAUUUAAAAUGAAGGCAGAACAUAAAAAGCAGAGUUUAUUGCAUUUAAUCGAUUUAUAUUUUAUUAUCUAAAGAUCUAGUUGUAUUUAGAUAGCGUAAUUGUGCGUUUCGAAUUAUCUCACCUAGAUUUCGCAGUGUCCGAGGAUAUGAUAUUAUAAUGAUCGCAAUAAAUGCUAUAUAGAGUGCUAAGAUUGAUCUGUGAAAUCGAUGAAAAUGUAAAUAUAGUUGAAGUGAGUUGAAAACUUCCUAAUGCGAUCCCUCGCUUUUAUAUAUAAUAUAUUACUGAUGUGUAUAUUACACACGGUAUAUUAUAUGUAAAAGUCCAACCUCUCCCACUCUUUCUCUCAGUGAAACAUUAUUGAUUCCUUUAGUCGUGAUAAAAUCGCAGUGUCAUACGUUCUCGCCGUAAACACAUGAUUCUUCGUACAUUCCUACAUAGUUUAUUGCGCAAGAGGCAAAAGAAAAUCUAUGUAUUAAAAAAACUUUUUGAGAAUUUGUCUUGAGACGAGAGUAAAGCGAGCGUCUUAUAUUAUAAAUUAAUAAACAUUGUAACACUUGUAACGCAAGUCGAACGCAUUCUCGUUUGAGUUGUACUUAUGAAUUAUUAAAAUACACUGCAACUUUAAAAUUA
Molecule: messenger RNA, 7784 nt
Organism: Belonocnema kinseyi
Lineage: Eukaryota; Metazoa; Arthropoda; Insecta; Hymenoptera; Cynipidae
Product: ras-responsive element-binding protein 1
Exons: 4
Coding region: 389-5344 (1651 amino acids)
Biological process (GO): regulation of transcription by RNA polymerase II
Cellular component (GO): nucleus
Molecular function (GO): RNA polymerase II cis-regulatory region sequence-specific DNA binding; DNA-binding transcription activator activity, RNA polymerase II-specific
Source: RefSeq, a predicted model, not a curated record